Lachancea mirantina is the source of this 474-nucleotide messenger RNA. Lineage: Eukaryota; Fungi; Ascomycota; Saccharomycetes; Saccharomycetales; Saccharomycetaceae. The record is from the annotation of a GenBank genome assembly.
AUGGCAGGGCUCGAAGUUCCACAACUGCCCAUUCCUGGCGAACCUAGAGGCCAACAACAAGUUUUGGCCGAAACAGCGACCCCAAUAGCUCCACAAACGACCGAACAAAGCGGGAUGGACUUGUAUUUCGACCAAGCUCUGAAUGCUAUGGGCCAGCACCCAGUGCUGACCGGAAUAGGUGGAUUUUUGACACUGUAUUUUGCCGCAGGUGCAUUCAAAACGGUUUCGAGGGCAAUGGGUGGCGGAGCUCCUGGGACCCAGUUUCUGAAAGGUGGAUUUGAUCCUAAGAUGAAUGCACGCGAAGCACUUCAGAUUUUGAACUUAAAGGAGAGUUCCUUAACGCAAAAGAAGCUCAAGGAAGUUCACCGUAGAAUCAUGCUUGCCAACCAUCCGGAUAAGGGUGGAAGUCCGUAUUUAGCCACUAAGAUCAAUGAGGCAAAGGAUUUCCUGGAAAAACGCGGGAUACGUAAAUGA